ACCUGAUCUCCGUCCGUUACCAGCACCUUCCUCGUCAUGCUGCGACUUGGCAGAUCGCUGGGUCAGCGUCGACGUCUAUCGUUCUACACAGCGGAAUACGUGGAAGGCGACACAACACACAAAUCUGGACGCGUGCUUGGGAGGGUUCUCGAGCAUGCGGUGAAUGUGAAGCGGCUUCGGCCUGGUGAUACCAUUCGCAUUCCCUAUGAGGUUACGGUCGGAUAUGGGCUGCGGGACUUUUGGCAGGCUGCUUUCUCGACGCACGACAGGAUCAACACAUCCACGCCUUUCGCAAGAUCGUUGGGGCUUCAAGAUCAGGUGCUGCCGUUCUCGCUCAUGCUCUUCCUGUCUUCAAGCAUGUCGCACGUGGAAGCCGCGAUGACACAGGUGGCGUACCGGAACGCCAGGUACCUGUGGCCCGGCUUCGCAGGGGACACGUUUACCAAGGCGUUCGAGAUCAAGGGUAUCCGCAACACGAGCGACAAGGAGAGAAGCACCUACGACUUCACCUGCCGCCUAGUGAACCAGCGCGGGAAGGUGUGCAUGGAGUGCGACAGGACAACGAUGUUUCCCUUCUUCGCCCCGCCUAGCCCGAGGGACUCCACGGCGACGCCGGAGGAGCAGCCGCCUCCCAAGCCUGCGGACAGGCUGCGUGACCACGUGGUGAAGCAGUCGGAAAAGCUGGCCGAGCUGGGAGGGCAGACGCUCAGACGGUUCAGCGCGGGGCAACUGAUCAUCCACACCCCAGCACGCCCAAUCUCAAGGACCCAGUCCAUGGAGCUGUCCAGCCUGGCCCGUCUGACCCACUCGCGGCACUUCGACACGGUCAAGCACGGCGAGGACGGGCUCGCCAUCCCUGCGGGAUUGAUCGUUGCUCUCGCCACGUCCCUGUCCGCGAGAGAUCUCCACGAGGUUCUCCACGAGGAGCUAAUGUACGCCAACUUCAUCAACCCGUUCCGUCCCGGCGACGCCAUGACCUCCAUCACUUACGUGCAGCGGGUGGAACAGCACCCCAACGGAGUUCUCGAGAAGCUCAGGGUUCGAACUAUCGGCAUCAAGGACAUCCUUACGGACGACCUCACGGGCAUGCCUCUUCCUCUCGAGCUGUUCGUGGACGAAGGUCUCCGUACGAAGGGUGUGGAACAAAUCUGUCGGGAGUCCUGUCCCGAACUUUGCGGCAAGAUCGUUGUCUUGGCGGAGCGUGAAGUCAUUCGGCAGGCGCCGAAGACGGACGUCUUCCUUCUGUAA
Molecule: messenger RNA, 1248 nt
Organism: Ectocarpus siliculosus
Lineage: Eukaryota; Phaeophyceae; Ectocarpales; Ectocarpaceae
Source: the annotation of a GenBank genome assembly